GCUUAGGUUGCUUGAUAUGACGCAUUUCAAAGGUAUAUGAUGAAGACGCUCAAGUCUAAUUCGAUAGUUUUGCGUUUUGACAGCAAUGACAACGAUGGAAGCGAAAACAUUCUGUUGUUUUCUUCUGUUCCUGUUACCUGUGGUUACGUUAUCAACGAAAACGGACACGUGUGAAUUCGGAGAAGAAAAUUGUAGACAGUAUGAAUUCUCUACGAUGGAGGAACUCAAGGAAAAACUCCUAAAUGACAAAGAGCUCGUUGAAUAUCUUACUAAACAACUUGAAAACAACAUGGAAGUUAACAUAAAUACUGCAGUCACUCAAGAUACUUCAGAAACUAACUUAAAGAAAAAUGGCUUCCACAAAGAAUAUAACGGUCUCUGGUAUAAGUACUUCGAGGAAAAAGAAAAAUUUGAUGUUGCGGUUUGCAAAUGUAAACAAUAUGAAGGCCGACUCAUCUCGACUGGAUACCGUGACUUCACUAUUCGAGAGCCGUUGCUUCAAACUACAGGUGGCGGGAACACAAAUUCAUUUUCCAGAUUCUGGAUUGGACUACGCAGAGACGACACAAAUACGAGUUUGUGGAAUUGGAGUGACGGUAUUCAAACAACCAAUACCGCAAAUAUAUGGAUGACAGGGGAACCAAACAAUGAUGGGGAUGGUGAAUUUUGUGGCAUGAAUAAACUCUCUGAAUCAGGCGAUGAAUCAGUUAACGACGCAUCGUGCAACGCGAAACUUGCAUAUUUCUGCGAAGUAGAAAUAAAGUAGGAUUGGUCAAAUAGAAGUACCUACAUCGGUGUCUGCAGUUCUUGGAACUGUUGAAUGAACAACAUUUGUCUCUCUGGCCUCUGUGACAAGAUAUAAGUCAAAUGUACUUUUAUUUUUCCUCUUUUUUUGUCCGAUUCCGUG
Messenger RNA from Styela clava, 907 nucleotides. Its product is annotated as C-type lectin-like. The record is from RefSeq and is a predicted model, not a curated record. NCBI's taxonomy places the organism in Eukaryota, Metazoa, Chordata, Ascidiacea, Stolidobranchia, Styelidae.